UGCUUUGUCACAACUGCUCGUUGCUAUAGCGACCUGGCUGGGCAGGACCGCUCGCGACCGGCAGCUGCUGCCUGAAGGCUGUGGCCACUGGUGAGCCAGCGAAUGCAGCACCCUCCAAGCCCUCAGAAGCAGCCAACAUGCCAGUCACCAAGUGUCCGAGAAAGUCAGAGCCCCUGUGGAAGUGGUGGGAUUGGAAAGCCCAGAAGAAUGGCCUGAGGCACCAAGUGUAUGCUGUGAACGGAGACCACUAUGUGGGUGAGUGGAAGGACAACCUGAAACAUGGGAAAGGAACACAGAUCUGGAAGAAGACGGGCGCAAUCUAUGAAGGGGACUGGAAGUUUGGGAAGCAAGAUGGCUAUGGCACCCUCAGCCUUCCUGAUCCAAAGACGGGCAAGUAUAAGAGACUCUACUCAGGCUGGUGGAAAGGUGGUAAGAAAUCGGGCUAUGGGAUCCAGUUCUUCGGAUCCAAGGACUAUUACGAAGGUGAGUGGUGCGCCAAUCAGCGUAACGGGUGGGGCCGUAUGUACUUCAGCAACGGCGACAUCUACGAGGGACAGUGGUGGAAAAACAAGCCUGAAGGGGAGGGCAUGUUGCGGCUGAAGAACGGGAACCGAUAUGAGGGCUACUGGGAGAGAGGCAUGAAGAAUGGGCACGGUCAUUUUUUCCACCUGGACCACGGCCAACUGUUUGAAGGCUUCUGGGUGGAUGAUGUGGCCAAGUGUGGCACCAUGAUUGACUUUGGCCGUGAUGAGGCUCCUGAGCCCACCCAGUUCCCCAUUCCUAAGGUAGAAAUUCUAGACCCUGAUGGUGUGCUGAAGGAAGCCUUGGCUAUGUUCAUGAAGUCAGAGGAGGAAGCAAACUGAUGCCAGAUGAGGAGAUAGAACUUCAAGGCUCAGAAGAAACUCAAGCUCUUGUCACCCAACUGCUCAGACCGGUGUGGCUCCUGCAGGAAGAGCAAGCAGUAACUCUGGGCACACCCUUGACUCUUUCAGAGGGUACCCUACUCCUAUAGACACUAGGUCUUUUUUACAAAUGAAGGUGAGGCAGUGCUUCUCUCUCUUGCUGGCCUUUUAGGAGCCAGUUGUUAAAGCCUUUGCCUUAUGACUUUCUAUCACAGUGCAUGAGAAUAAAGAACCUGGUGGCCUUA
This is a messenger RNA of Nannospalax galili (Upper Galilee mountains blind mole rat), 1147 nucleotides long. RefSeq names its product MORN repeat containing 3 (gene Morn3). The transcript is spliced from 7 exons. Bases 138 to 863 code for a protein of 241 amino acids. Lineage: Eukaryota; Metazoa; Chordata; Mammalia; Rodentia; Spalacidae. The record is from RefSeq and is a predicted model, not a curated record.